Messenger RNA from Labrus mixtus (cuckoo wrasse), 2183 nucleotides. RefSeq names its product lysosomal associated membrane protein family member 5 (gene lamp5). The record is from RefSeq and is a predicted model, not a curated record. Gene Ontology annotation, cellular component: membrane. Lineage: Eukaryota; Metazoa; Chordata; Actinopteri; Labriformes; Labridae. The transcript has 6 exons. The coding region runs from base 458 to 1282 and encodes 274 amino acids.
GAUGGAGACCACAGCAAUGCGGGGAUAACUGAGACCGCCUGCCUGCUCUUUCUCUACAGAAGACAAACUCAGGUGACGGACUUUUUUUUUUUACCCUGUUAAAAAUGCGCAGAAGGAGCUCAGUCCUGCAGUUGUCACGGGGUUAGAAAACAGCCAACCUUGCAGUGAGAGGUCGGUGUGGAUUGUUAAGGACUGCUCCGAGCUGCUUCUGCGGCUCCUAGACCGGAUCUCACGUCCGACCUGGAGACAUUUUUGCUGCAUUCACGAUGAUCGGAGCAUGACUUCUGGGCGCUGAGUGGAGGCAUCCCUCCUCUUUCUCUCUCUCUCUCUCUCUCUCUCUCUUUCUGCUCCCGCCCCCCUCUCUGACUGUCUUUUUUCCAAUUUCUUUCCGUGGGCUCAGUACCGGCUGCCCAGUCACUGAGCCCAUUUUGUUGCAGCACCGGGGAAGCUAAGAGCAAUGGGUCCACUCGGUUUCAGCACCACGGAGAGCGCCAGACUUCUGCUUUUUGGUGUGCUCGCGCUGUCCGUGGUGCUGGCGGAGCAGGAAGGAGAGAAUCUGUCCGGUCUCUCCAAUAACCCGGACAAAGCCAUCUUCGCGGUCCGGGAGAACGGCACGACAUGCCUGAUGGUGGAGUUCGCCGUAAGAUUCCUCGUGCCAUAUGACGUGCUCGCGCUCAACGGGAUAGACUUGAUCACCGAGCAGGCAUCGUUCACUCUGCCCCUUGGUGCAGAAAUCGAGGGGACAUGUGCGAGCACGGAGUCAGAGAUCCAUAUAUCCUGGAAGAACAGAGAAUACAUCCUCCGCAUCUACUUUUCUAAGGAGUUCCGAGAGAAGGGCGUCGAGGUGUGGAAGAUUAGCAAGGUCCAGUUCGUUUACGACACCUCGGAGACAUCGCAUUUCAUCAACGCUUACAACCCUGGGAAGCACACAGCCAGCACCCACCGCCUGUCAGCCCUGGUGACACCUGCUGGGCAGUCCUUUGUGUGCACGGCCCAACAGACCCUCACCCUCAUCUCCAGCGACCACCAGAAGGGCAUCACCAUGUCCAUGUACGACAUCCAGAUUCAACCCUUUGACAUCGCCUCCGACUUCAUGUUCAGUGAACCUUACAAGUGCAUCACCGACCAGCGGGAGCGCCUGGAGGAGACCCUCCCCCUCAUCCUGGGCUUCAUUCUGGGCCUAAUAAUCAUCAUCACGCUCACCGUCUACCACUUCCACCUGAAGCUGACGGCGACCCAGCCACAGUUCCCCCGAGAUACCUCCAUGUACAAGAACAUGUAGCCCACAGCUCCUCAGCUCCCUCCAAAGCUAAACCGAUGAUAAAAGACUUCUUUGUCCUCGAUGUCCCGGGCCGACAACACCACAGAGGAACUUGCUGUACAAUGGACUGAAUCCCUGACAGAGAGGUAGUGUAGCCUUUACUGCAGGCCAUCUGAAAACACUGGGAGUUAAUGGGACAGCUUGAGGACUAGAAUGGAUGUAGUGGAGGGUUAACCAACAAAAAACAGAUUUUUUUGACUGCUUAAUUUAAACUUAAGGUCAUUCCCAUAAAAAAGAGAAAUUUCAUGAAAACAAAGACAUAGGUUUGUGCUUUUAUGACACCUAUUUUUUCCAUGACAACACUUGGAUCUAGUGAAUAAUCUUUCAAGCCAACUUAUCGAUCUUCUUUUUCAAGAAAAGUAAGAAUUUGUCAGAGCUUCUGCUGUCAUCUGUCAACAGUUUGUCGUCCUCUCCUCUGAAACUGCUGCUAAAUAUUUCAAAAACCUACUGUUGGUUCUGUAUUUGCUGAUCUUGAUAUGUCUUUUUUUUCUGAGAAUCUCCUUCGUUUUAUUUUUGAAUGCAGCCAUAGUGUUUCACAGUGGACCAGUCUUGUAGUGUGUGCAGUGCAGUGGCAUUCAGAUUUGCUGUUUUUGCUUUGACUUCAAUAAAAAUCUUUUCGUCAUGCCAUUGAAUGGAACAUAUCAAAAAGAAAUAUGAAAAGAUCUGACAAAAAUUCUGCACUAAAGGAAUUGAUCAGAAUGCCAUAUAAGAGUGUUUAUGAACAUACAGAGAAGUAAUUCAAUUUAAAGAAAGUAUGUGUGUUAUAUUUUCAGAAUCAAAGUCUAUGCAUAAACCUCUGCUGAUGCAAUUUUGUGCAGUAUUCUUCUGUUCAUUGAAAUAAAUUGCUGAACUCAUCUUUAAA